Messenger RNA from Vitrella brassicaformis, 2001 nucleotides. Lineage: Eukaryota; Vitrellaceae. The record is from the annotation of a GenBank genome assembly.
CAGCAGGUGCUGAGACGUGUCACCAAUUGGUCUUGGCCGAAAGCAAUGAUGCUUAUCGUGCUCGUUGCCCUCGCAUUCAUCUCCUCGCAGGGCGCAGCUACAACGAUAGCUGCGCGCAACCACAGCGAGGAGGUCAGCGAGGCAGAGAGCGACGCCGUUUGCCACCUGCUUCAACCCCAUUUGCAAGGCAAGGAUCCUGUCCCGACGACUCUUCUGGGUACUAAGGGACGACCAAUCGAUGCAUUUGCAAUGGCCUUCGCGCUGUAUGUUGCUAUCUUCAGCUUGCCAUGCACCGUACCAUCCCCUGCCUGAGCCUAUCUAUGACGUCAAUCCAGCCCUGGAGAAGUACCCCCUUGAUUUCCUACCUCCAAGCCUCAGGACUGAGUUUGAAAACCAGGCGGACGGAUGGUCGGUGACGUUUGCCGUCCUCACUGUGUAUCACGGUGCCAACUCUGUGCUCAUGUGCUGUCUCCACUGAAAAUCAGGAUGAUGAGUCUUGACGAGAAAGUUGCUUUCAUUGACAUCGCUACUGGACCAGACGAUGUCAUGCCCCGCAAGCUGAAGGAAUACAUGAAAGACAAGCCAGCGGUCCAGUAUGAGCUGCCAGACCACACCACUGUCGAACGCGACGAAAGAGACGAAUACGACGACAGAAACGGAAAAUGGCUGUGGCGAUACACUGCUAGCUAUUAUCCUAUGCCCCAUUUCUGGCAGGUUGACUUGGUAUCUCACCGGCAGGUGAGAGAGGUAUCUCACCGGCAGGUGAGAGAGACGUGUGUUUCCCACGGACAUCGUUCCCACAAUACACGCAUGUCUCUCCCCAGGUGAAAGCAGCCCACAACAAUCUGGGGCUUCCCGCGAACCACUUCACAAGAGUCAUUCUCGUCCAUUGUCCAACCGGCAGUAAGACAAUGACCUACAAACGGAGGUGGUCUGAUGAGUACAUGCUGUCUGCUGUAGUCUUCCUGUACGCUCCCGACUUGCCUGGAGAAGUAGAGAACUACGAGUACAGACCUGAUCGACCAGAUCCGGAACUGCUGCGAGCGGUAAUUGAGCAACAGAGAGCAAUAAAGGGACAGCCACACAGCAUUGUUUGAGCCUCCUUGACAGCUCAAAGUCAGCUACGAGGAUGCUGCCAAGUGGGGAUCAAAACUGAGGCCUAUUCGGUUAUUCUGGAACAACCUCCGAUCUCUCAUCGCUCCGGGUGGCAAGGUCGUCAUCGAUAGCCUGCCUGUGAGCAAUACAGAUGGAGACACGACGUAUUCGCUGCUGUGAGCAAUCCGGUCUGUCUGUUCUCCAGGGCUCUGUGUUUGCAGGCAAGGCGUGCGAUUGCAGUGACCCCUCCACUAACCCCUACGCACGCUUCGGCAGCAACGCUCCACACAGGAGCUGCAAGCGUCAUGAGCGCCUUCACACGGACAUCUGCUGGGGAAACGACGCGCUGCGUGAGCCCUUUGACCGUGCCAUCGGAGUGUUUGAAUCGAUGGACUUCGAUCUCGUCGGCCCUCAGUUCGACCAAGGUAUGUUGUACAUAUACACCAUAUCUAACAGACAAACUGCUUUGGUCCCCUUGGCAUAUUCAGGAGAGCUUGGCAUCGUCCUUCAGCCGAUCCAGAGAAAGACGGCCGUCCAGCAGGUCGAGGAGAAGUCGCCCAAGCGGGCUGAGAAGCGCGCCGCCUCAAGCGAGAGCGAAGUCUCGAAGCAGAGGAAGCUUGAGCACUAGCCACAAUCCGAUUCGUCAACAAAGCAUUCCAGCAAAGCCAUGUUCGAGCCAGCCCGCCAGCCUCCCUCUUCCUUUGUGUCUUCUAUGCGCACAGUGGGCGAGUGAGGAAGAGGCUCAACAGAUGGAUGACUGAAGAGAAGACCUUGUACGACUGAGAGACACGACACAUGACCCUUCUGAAUGCAACAAUACUACUGACCAAACAAAGAGUACCCGUCAAAGUUAGCACACCUGCCCGUAUUGCAGUGAUAUCCUGGACAGCAAGGGCGACACAGGAG